This is a messenger RNA of Lucilia cuprina (Australian sheep blowfly), 1445 nucleotides long. It is a transcript of the gene Cpr100A, whose product is annotated as extensin. The record is from RefSeq and is a predicted model, not a curated record. The coding region runs from base 211 to 912 and encodes 233 amino acids. The transcript is spliced from 3 exons. Gene Ontology annotation, molecular function: structural constituent of chitin-based larval cuticle. Gene Ontology annotation, cellular component: chitin-based extracellular matrix. NCBI's taxonomy places the organism in Eukaryota, Metazoa, Arthropoda, Insecta, Diptera, Calliphoridae.
AGUUUAUUCAAAUAGUUUGUCGCCGUCGGUUUAAAAGCCACACUCCACCCUUAAUUCAAAAGUUUUUUCAAACACUUUUCGUUGGCCGCCUAACAGCCAACUUCCUUUAAUUACGGACUUUAACGUAAAGGCAUCGAUCGUUUUACUGGAAAUCGUAGCAGUUUACAGUGUCGCUUAACUAAAGGAUUUAUCUUAAAAAUCAUUUUAAAAAUGUUUCGUUUUGUCGUACUAACCACCCUCAUUGCGGUUGCUGCUAGCCAGGGUUAUCAUCAAGAUCCCAAAACUGCUGCCAUUAUCAGUGAACAGCGUUACCUUUCUGGAGAUGGUAAAUUUGGUGCUGCCUACACACAAGAAGAUGGCAUCAAUUUUAAAGAAGAAACUGAUUCAGAUGGUACUCGUCAUGGCAGUUACAGUUAUGUAGAUCCUACUGGUCAAAGACGUACCAUUUCUUAUACGGCUGGCAAAAAUGGAUUCCAAGCUUCUGGUGAUCAUUUACCCGUGGCUCCUCCAGCACCACCACAGCCUGUUCCCCAGCCUGGCUAUGCUCCUCAACCUCAAUAUCAACCCCAACCUGCUCCUGGUCCCUCUUUUCGCAGCAAUGACUACGGCGACGAUGGCUCUUAUGAUCCCCGCUAUAAUGAUCCUAAUUUCGGUCAAAACAGUCAAUCUUAUCAACAACCCCAAUAUCGUGCUCCACCACCACAACCUGCCUACAACCCACCCGCACCUGCUUACAAUCCACCUGCUCCCCAAUACAACCCAGCUCCAGCACCACAAUACAAUCCACAACCCCAAUACAAUCCUCAGCCCCAGUACACCACACCCAAUCCUCACCGUUUCUCACCACCCGGUAAACUCUCUCUGAAUCGCACACCCGAUGGUUUCACCUAUAGCUUUAAUAAAGUACGUUAAGCUAUAGUUGUCAGAUGAGAGUGAUAGAUUGAGUUUAAUUUAAAGUUUAAUUUUUUUGUAAAUUUAAUUUAAAAUUUUCCCUCCUAAACUUUGUUUUAUUAAAAUAAGAGACUUUUUUAUAACUAAUUGCAAUUUUCUUCUCUCUCUUCCUCUCGUUCUCCAUCCCUCUCUCUCUUUUACGAUUUCCUCUCUUAACCAACACUGCCGUUUUAUGUCUUUUGCAUUUCCGUUUUAAGUAAAACAACAUGAUCGCGAUCUUUUAAUUUCUUUAUCCAUUCUUUCAUAUCCUGUUCCCCAAAUCAUCCUCUUUUUAGAAUAUUUUCAUUUCCUUCUCUAGAAACUUUCUUGAUCUUGUGAUAUCGAAAAAUUGUUGCAACAAUUCUUUUUCAGGUUUAAUUUUCCUUUUAUAAUUUUUUGUUUUUUUUUUUAUAAGUUUAAAAUAACUUUUCCUAAAUACUGUUACAUAAAUGUCUCUAAAUAUUUUUGUAAUAUUUUUAAAUAAAAACUAAGUGUGUGUGCUAAUGAAAAAAUAA